Trichogramma pretiosum is the source of this 1298-nucleotide messenger RNA. Its product is annotated as homeobox protein bagpipe-like. Gene Ontology annotation, cellular component: nucleus. Bases 181 to 1248 code for a protein of 355 amino acids. Lineage: Eukaryota; Metazoa; Arthropoda; Insecta; Hymenoptera; Trichogrammatidae. Gene Ontology annotation, biological process: cell differentiation; regulation of transcription by RNA polymerase II. Gene Ontology annotation, molecular function: RNA polymerase II cis-regulatory region sequence-specific DNA binding; DNA-binding transcription factor activity, RNA polymerase II-specific. The record is from RefSeq and is a predicted model, not a curated record. The transcript has 3 exons.
UGUCCGCCGAGCGACUGUUCCACUGACACUUAGCUUCUUGUACGUCGAGUAGUAGUGAUCGAGUUUUAGUGAGUGCAACGAGUAGCAGCAGCCCGACUGUUUAUUGUGUUUUUCGUUAUCGUCGCAAAGUUUUGGCCUACGAAACCGACGUUAGAAAAGUCGUCGGACAAAUUAAGAUAAAUGAUUUACGGAAAAAUGGAGGAAAGCACGCGAAGAAACGCAGCCUCGGUCUCGCCAAAGUCGAGCCAGCCGACGCCGUUCAGCAUAGCCGAUAUACUGAAUCGCCGCAGCUCCUCGCCGGAAGUGACUCAGGAGGCGAUAAUCGACGCGGAGAAGCACAAGUUCGACAGAUUUCUCCAGAAGAGCAAGCAAGUCCUGUUGGAGAGCUACCGAGCCGAGCACGAGGCGCGUCUCAGCCAAUUCUUGCGUCUGCCCGCGUCCAGCGACAUGAGCAUGGUCAAAGAGAUCGACCUGCUGCACAGCAAACUCGUGCAAGCGAACCUCGCGAGUUUGUCGGGCUUGCCACAGAUCGAUCAUCAGGUCGCUUACAAGCCCUUGGACGAUUUCGCCGCGAGUUACCAUCAUCAGCAUCAUCAUCAUCACAGAACAGCCAAGGAGCUGAAGAUGCAUCAACAGCAGCAGCAGCAACGCUAUCACCAGGACGAGGCGCUGGACAUGAGCAAAAGUAAAUACCUUGGUGAAAUGGACGAGGAGAUGUACGAGACGCAGUGCCACCCGGGUCAGCAGUCCGGGUCCGGCAGAAAAAAGCGCAGCAGAGCGGCUUUCUCGCACGCGCAGGUUUACGAGCUCGAGAGGCGAUUCGCGGCGCAAAAAUACCUCUCCGGCCCGGAGAGGGCGGAUUUGGCAAGAGGCCUCAAACUCACCGAGACACAAGUCAAGAUUUGGUUUCAAAAUAGACGAUACAAGACGAAGCGACGCCAGCAGCAGGAGCUCGGGGCGCUGGUAAACUCGAGCGGCUCCCCCAGACGCGUCGCCGUGCGAGUCCUCGUUCAUCCGGACGAGCAGUUGGCGCAAGCUCGGGCGGCGAGUGGCCAACAUCAACACCAGCAACAGUCGCAUCAGCAGCAGCAGCAUCAUCAUCUGGGGCCUGCGGGUAAAGCCCUCGGCUUUCCGUACUACUGCCUGCCGUAUCACCCACUGCUCUGUUCGAGCGGCGCUGCGCCGACUGGUCUGCCAAUACCCACACUCGACGACUCGGCACCAAAGAUCGAACCGGACAAAAUUUGAAACAUCCAGAGCCACCGAGGCGCUCUAGACUAACUUCUCAUUACGCAUUG